ACUUAGAGGGACUUGACUCUCCUCUUAGUGCGCUCCACUUCUCUGCUAUAUCUCUCUCCCUCUCUCUCUGUGAACCCCCCCCCCCCCAAUCUUUUAUUCUCUGAAUCCUUGACUUUCAGAAGAGCCAUGACAAGCAUCAGCAGGGUCAGCUACAGUGGGAGAAGUUAUAGUGGUGGUGGUGGUGGUGGUGGAGGCGGAGGAAAAGGGUUUUCCUCAAGAUCGGCCUUCGUUACAAGUUCAAGGCCGGUCAGUUCAUCUAGCACAAGGGUUAGGACCAGCAUGGGUUAUGGAGGUAGUGGUGGUGGUUAUGGAUCUACUAGCGGGGGCUUUGGCUCUGCUAGAGGCUUUGGUGGUGGUGGUGGCGGCGGUGGCGGUGGUGGUGGUGGUGGAUUUGGCACUGGAUUUGGCGCUGGAUUUGGCGGUGGCUAUGGUGGCGGUGGCGGAGGCAUGGCAGUCGCUCAGAUCGCCAACGUCCAAUGCAACCAGAGCCUGCUGGCGCCCAUGGACCUUGUGAUCGACCCCAACAUCCAGUCUGUCCGUACCCAAGAGAAAGAGCAGAUCAAGACACUAAACAACCGCUUCGCCAGCUUCAUCGACAAGGUGCGCUUCCUGGAGCAGCAGAACAAAAUGCUGGAAACCAAGUGGAGCCUGAUGCAGGAGCAGACCACCAGCCGCUCCAACAUCGACGCCAUGUUCGAGGCCUACAUCGCAAACCUGCGCAGACAGCUGGAUGGGCUCGGCAAUGAGAGGGUCAAGCUGGAGGGAGAGCUGAAAAACAUGCAGGGACUGGUGGAGGACUUCAAGAACAAAUAUGAAGAUGAAAUCAACAAGCGUGCUAAUGUGGAGAAUGAGUUUGUGCUCCUCAAGAAGGAUGUAGAUGGCGCCUACAUGAACAAAGUCGAGCUAGAGGCCAAGGUUGACGCCCUUCAGGAUGAGAUCAACUUCCUCAGAAGUGUCUAUGAGGCGGAACUGUGCGAACUCCAGGGACAAAUCAAGGACACAUCAGUCAUUGUGGAGAUGGACAACAGCCGCCAGUUGGACAUGGAUUCAAUUGUGGCUGAGGUCAGGGCUCAGUAUCAGGAAAUCGCUGAUCGCAACCGUGCCGAUGCAGAGCAGUGGUAUCAGCAGAAGUUCCAGGAGAUGCAGAGCACGGCAGGCUCAGCUGGAGAUGACCUUCGCAACACUAAGAGUGAGAUUGCUGAGCUCAACCGUAUGAUCAGUCGCCUCCAGAAUGAGAUCGAGGCUGUCAAGGGACAGCGCUCCAACCUGGAGGCCCAGAUCGCUGAAGCUGAGGAGCGUGGUGAGCUUGCUGUCAAGGACGCCAAGGCCCGCAUCAAGGACCUGGAAGACGCCCUGCAGAGAGCCAAACAGGACAUGGCCAACCAGGUCCGCGAGUACCAGGAUCUCAUGAGCGUCAAGCUGGCCCUAGACAUUGAGAUCGCAACUUACAGGAAGCUUCUGGAAGGAGAGGAAUCCAGAAUUGGAAGUGGUGGGGGAAGUGCAACCAUCCACAUACAGAGCUCCAGCUCCGGUGGCAGUGGCGGCGGCUUUGGCAGCGGCUUUGGCGGCGGCGGCUUUGGCAGCGGCGGCGGCUUUGGCGGCGGCGGCUUUGGCAGCGGCGGCAGUGCCGCCGGCUUUGGCGGCGGUGCCGCCAGCUUUGGCAGCGCCGGCUUUGGCGGCGGCUAUGGCAGUGGCGGCGGCGGCGGCAGCAGCUAUGGCGGCGGCGCCUCCUACGGUGGUGGAAGCAGCGUCUCUAGAACGACGUCCACCUCAGUCUCUACCCGCCGUUACUAAAAAAAAAGCAGUUGUCUUUAUCUCCAAACUUCUUCUUCCCUCAUUUUGUUUUCCUCCUCGUGCCCCACUUACCAUAAACCCCACCACCUCCCUCCCCGCACACAGAGCAGCCUGAGCUCAAUUCGACCAUUUACAGCUAGCAGAUCCAUUCAAUGGUAUAGCUCUCUUUGGCAUUUGGCUCCUGUGUUGCUGUUCUUUGGCACCACAUACUCACAGAGAAACAGAGAUUACAUUCAGGUACAGGUAGACGCUAAGAGAUCAUUACACGGGAAAAAGCAGCAGAGCAGCAGAGAUGUGCGUCAGUCCUCUUCUUUGACCAGUCAGCCAGGCUGUCUUUUGGCUGCCGGAUAUGCUGUCGUGUAGACAAGAGGAUACUUGUAGUGUCAUGGCAGAGAAUCCUUACAAGGCAACAAUCAUUGCACACAAAAUGACAACAGCAGUUUGAAGAUUGGCACAGAAGGAGGUGUGGUGUGGUGCUGUGCUUGGUCUUGAAUUCAUGAGGCAUUCAUUGCAGACGACCAUACAGUGUCACACCGAUGACAUUUCUUUUCUCCAAUGUCUCUCCUGUUGUCACACAUUUGUCAUCUUGUGCAUUUCGACAUCAUCAAAAGCCGCCACAUAUAACACUUUCAUUUUGAUUUUUGGGAUCCUCUUUUUCUUCUCCUGCUUUGAGAGAAAAGGAGCACUUCAGCAUAUUAACUUUUUUUAUUCCUUUACUUCCAUUUUUCACUGAUAAAAAUCAUGGUUAAGGCUGACUGGAACAACCCGAUUUAUUUUGAAUCUGUACCACCAAAAGACCUUGAAUAAAUCUGUGUUCAUACCUGG
This is a messenger RNA of Scophthalmus maximus (turbot), 2619 nucleotides long. RefSeq names its product keratin, type II cytoskeletal cochleal-like. NCBI's taxonomy places the organism in Eukaryota, Metazoa, Chordata, Actinopteri, Pleuronectiformes, Scophthalmidae. Gene Ontology annotation, biological process: keratinization; intermediate filament organization. The record is from RefSeq and is a predicted model, not a curated record. Bases 127 to 1794 code for a protein of 555 amino acids. Gene Ontology annotation, molecular function: structural constituent of skin epidermis. The transcript is spliced from 9 exons. Gene Ontology annotation, cellular component: keratin filament.